UUUUUUAUUUUAUUGUUCUCUUUUUAUCUGACGAUCUCGUCGAAAAUCACACAGGAAGUUAGACUUUAGUUCAUUUACUCAGGGUAUGAUUGGGAUAUUUCAAAUAUAAAUAACAUACUUAUAAGACCCUAAAUAAGCGAUUUUGUUAAUAUUUUCGCCCGUGAACAGUUAUUUUCUGUACUUUGGGGUCCUAAGCUUUCCAUGGUACUACUACUACUAUUACUAGAAAAAGAAGAAAUAAUAUAGAUCUGAGGUUAACAGGCUGUGCUAACUCAAAUAAAUAAUGGCAGCAACACUGACACCAGUAGAAGAACAGGCUGUCAAAGAAUUUAUUACGACUGUCAACGACCUGAGACUGAUACAUAACGCUGGUCCGUUGCCAUGGAAUACAGCAGUCAAGUUCAUGAUGGCAAGGAAGUUUGAUGUGCAUCGAUCAUUAGCUCUGUACAAAGCACAUGAGAUGAUUCGCAACAGAGAAGGCCUUGUUUCUUUUGAUCCAACUAGAGACCCUUUAAAAAGUGAAUUGGAUACAGGAAAGUUCACAGUUUUGCCUACCAGAGAUAACACUGGUGCAGCCAUUGUGGUAUUUACAGCCAGUAAACAUUUCCCUGAAAUAACUACACACCAAACAACAUUACAGGGCAUGGUUUAUCAGCUUGAUGUUGCUUUAGAUAGUUUGGAAACCCAACGAUGUGGCAUGGUGUUUAUCUACGACAUGACAAACUCCAAAUAUGCAAACUUUGAUUAUGAACUUAGUCAGAAAAUUCUUAAUCUUCUAAAGGGUGCCUAUCCUGCCAGACUGAAAAAAGUUCUUAUUGUGUCAGCUCCUAUGUGGUUCAGAGCACCAUUUGGAAUUCUUCGUCUCUUUGUCAGAGAAAAACUUAGAGACAGAAUACAUGUGCUAGGGCCAUCACAGUUAGUUCUCCAUAUUACUUCGAGCUCACUUCCAAGAGAAUUAGGAGGCAGUCUUUUUAUUAACCACAAGACAUGGCUUCUUCACUGUCUGAAAUCCAUGACCAACCGAUAUGGUGACCUCUGCGACCUAGCAUCCCUGCCUUCUUCUCCUUCCUCUGUCCAAAAUGGUGUAAUUUUCCAUCCAGUGGAACGUUCUCAUGUCCAGAAUGGUGUAACACCUAACCUUCUGAGCGAGGGUGAAAAUACAGAUGAAUCUAGUGAGCAGCAACACUCGGUUCACGAGAAACAUAACUCCGAAGACAGAGAGAAAGAAGUUGAGGUUACCAAGGAGAAAAGAAGACAGAUAUCUGAUCUUGCUGCAUAUUUUCAUUGUGAUCAAAGGUGCCUUCUGGUGCCUUGGUUUUCAGCUCGGCAUACUCCUCGUAUAAACCUUUCCUCCCCUUCAGCUGUACAUGUUGAACAAAUUCAUCAAGUGACACACCUUCGACAUCAUCGUUAUGAAUUGAUUCACCGAGAAAGAAAGGAAUGGCUACAUCAACGAGGACUUUCUCCCCAUCCAAAGAGAUAUCUGUUGUGGCUAAAGUCAAAUCAACCAAAGAACAGAUAUUCUGAUGUGCUUUGUUAUGAUCAUUCUCGAGUCAAGAUUUCGUGCCUUGAUGGAGAUCCAGCUUCUGACUAUGUCAAUGCAAAUUAUAUAGACGGAUACAAACAGAAAAACGCUUUCAUCUCUACACAAGGCCCACUGCCAAAGACAUUUUCUGAUUUUUGGCAAAUGAUAUGGGAGCAAGAAGUCUUAGUAAUUGUUAUGACAACCCGCACAAUUGAGAGAAGUCGGCCAAAGUGUGGUCAGUACUGGCCAAAAGAGGAAGAAACAUCCGAAGAUUAUGGUCCUUUUCGUGUCCACAACAAUGGCAUUGACCAAUACCAGGACUACACUGUGACAAGUCUGGUCAUCACACAUUCAAGGACUGGUUUAUGUCGUGAAGUGUCUCACAUGCAGUAUACAAGUUGGCCAGACUAUGGUGUUCCACUUUCUGCCUUGGAAAUUUUGACAUUUCGUGACAAGGUUCGGGAACAACAAGCACAGUCUCUCAUGUCUCUUGGCUCUCAUUGGCAUGGCCAUUCUUUGGGACCUCCAAUUGUAGUGCAUUGUAGUGCUGGAAUUGGUAGAACAGGAACUUUCAUCACACUAGACAUCAGCAUUCAACGGCUUGAAGCGACUGGCCAGAUUGACAUCCGAGGAACGGUCGAGAAAAUACGUUCUCAGCGUGCUUACAGCAUUCAAAUGCCCGACCAGUACGUGUUUUGUCACCUGGCCUUACUUGAGUAUGCUCUGGGAAGGGGUCUGCUUCAAGAUGUAGAUCUAACAGGGUUUGAUGAAACUGACUCGGAAUCAGAAUGAACUUGGUAAUAAAUGGUCACUUGCAGGGUGUUCUGUAGAUGAUCAGUCUCUUCAGCUGAUUUAUAUUCUGUUUGUGAAGAGAGAGACUGUUGAAAGGUCAGCUUCUUAUACCGCAGAGGUCAUGAGUUAAUGUAAACAAGCUUAUUUGAGAAAAUAUGAUAGAUUAUACAUUUUCAAUGGCCUUGCUAAUUUAAACACUUUUUUUAACAAAGGAAAAAAAAUCGCUAAAGUGUUGAAAAAUACUUGUAUAAAAUUUUUUAACCAAAGAAAAUGCUUUAAGUAUUUAAAUGGCUCAUGUAGUGUUAAUAACAGAGACAUGAUAGUUGAAAUGUCAUUAAACAGUUUGCCACAUUUGAAACUAUGGCUAUAAAGAACUUGUAUGUUUCACAUGCUGCUUGUAUUUUAAAUGUACAUGCGAAUGCAGUAUUGUACCUAUUUGUUUUUCUUUUCAGCAUCAGUUCAUCUGUUUCUUUAAAAUCUUCAUUCAUUUUGUUCAGUAUUUAUUUAUCUUCAGAAAUUUCGUCAGAUAAAAAAAAAAGAUGUUUUAAUCGUAUCUGGGAUAUGUGAGCAUGGCACAAAGGAUUUAAAGAGGUAAGAGAAGCAUGCCAAAAACUGUAACAAGUUGAAUGUACACCACUAAACUGUUGUAGUGGUUGUGGCAUAUGGCAUAAGGUCUUUAGUUUGUAUCAAGUUAUUUCUAAUAAUUACGUGUUUAUUUAUGUGUGUCAUUCAAGUUUCUUAAUCUAAAAUUAAUUAUAAAAUUGAAGAAAAAAAAGGAUGGCUAAUAAAACAUGGCUCUGUUUUCGAAGACUUGUAUCUUUGUAAAUGUACACAAUAUGUGUAAUAUAACUUUUACACCAGUGAAAUCAUAAAAUAAAUUACUGUAUUUGUCUCCACCUUAACUUGCGUUAAAUGUAUAUUAUUAUUGUUAUCUUUAGAUAAAAAUGUUGUAUAACCUUUUAGUCUAUCUUGCCUAGAACAGAAUCAUUUCAUAGGCAAUUUCUGACUAUAGUAACUUUUUUAAAUGUUAGCACUAAAUGUUUAAGCAAGAACCGUUACAGAAUCCCUGUAGAGUACAAUUGGAUAACUGAUUGUUACAUAUCCUUCAAGUACGUCCCCACCCCCACCUAGUGGCUCAGCAGUAAAUCUGUAGGCUUAUAAUGCUAAAAACUGGGUAUUGAUACUCGUGGUGAGCAUUGUGUAGUUUUGUGUUUGAGAACAAACACAACCUUAAGUAUAUGUGUUAUAAGAUUCGAUUGUUUGAUAUAAAUAUGGGACUUGUAAAAACUGUUUUAAUUUUAAUGCAAAUGUAUUUACAUUUGAUUCAAGUUGGCAUUUAUCAAUGUAAACUGCUUAAUGCAUUUAUUUAAAGAUUAAUUGUAAGGCUAAAACCAAUGUUGUGUUAUCAGUUGCCAUUCUCAGAACCAACCUUGUAUUAUUAGUUGCCAUUCUCAGAACCAACCUUGUAUUAUUAGUUGCCCUUCUCAGAACCAACGUUGUAUUAUCAGUUGCCCUUCUCAGAACCAACGUUGUAUUAUCAGUUGCCCUUCUCAGAACCAAUGUUGUGUUAUCAGUUGCCAUUCUCAGAACCAAUGUUGUAUUAUCAGUUGCCCUUCUUGGGUGAUUUUUGUGCAAAUCAAACAUCUGAUGGUAAGUUAUGUGGUCUGAAAUGCAAAUGAUUGGUCAUUUGGUGUGUGCUUGUAAACGAAAAUUUGGUAGAUGUGGUUUUACACCUUAUAGCUCAUACAAUUUCUAGUAAACAGAUUUUUGUUGUCCUACAUAAACAAAAGAUUGUCCUUCCAUAAGUAAAAAGAAAUCACUCACAAUAAUGUCAGGAUACAUGCACAAAAAAGGCAUUUGAUUAACAAAGUUGUAUUAAACGUAUGAUUGACAUCAGGUACUUCAUUAAGAUCUUUUUUUUUUUGGGUGGGGUGAUGUUCUAACUCAUCUAUGUCAUUGAUUUGUGUCUCAUCUUCUUCUCCAUUCUCCCUCUAACCAUAUUGGGGUUGGAAUGAUUGAUUAGCUGAUUGCAGGGUAGCACUUCUUCACUGGGUUCUUCCAGUUGAACUCUAAAAGUGCUGAUUAGGACAUCACUCCCCAGUCCAUCACUCUUCACCCUCUUCAUUUGGUAGAAUCCCCCCCACCUUCCUCUCGUUGAUCAGGUCGAUAAGGGCACAAAAAGUUGGGGUUAACAUCUUUAUAUUUGGUGCAUAUCUGCUCCCUAGAUGCCUUACAGACAGGUUAACAAUAAGUCAGCAAAUAUUGUAAGUUGAGGUAAGCAUUUUGCAAAAUGACUAACCUUUAAAUAGAAUAAAGCUAUGAAAAGACUCACUCUGUGUAUGUACUAUCCCACCUCAACCAUGUUUGUUAGCUCCACUUUUCUCUAGAAUCAGACCAAAGAAGUCUCUUGGCUCUGCAUUACCACACUCUGCGAGAGAUAAAAAUUCCAGAGGUAACUUACCUGCAUCCUGUUGUUGAUCACACAAUGCAUGCAUGACUUUUUUUCAAAACAUUAUGUGAUGUAAGAAUCAACUCAAAAGUUAAAUACGCUUACCUUUCUCAUCCUCAAUGGACCAUGUCUUGAAACUGAUGAUUUUGGUCAUUGCCAGCUGGAUAACAUCAGUAGCAUCAAAUUAUUGGUGGUGGUAGCUCACACAGAAUGGAAGAUUGAGUCCUUUGCUGGGGGUCCAGAGAGCUCCAUCUCAUGAAAAAAGCCACCAGAUAAAGCAUUUCAAAACUUCUUUUUUAAACAAGAAGUUAAAAGCAGUACAAAAGUUACUUUUGAAAUAGUUUUUUCCCAAUGAACACAUCAUAAGCAACAAUUUGAGUGAUAUUUGUACACACUAAUCAUAUCACAGUUUCUUCAUUUCUGUUAUCUACUGUAAGCCCCCACCCUUUGCCUACUUCUAAUUGUUCAUGAGCAAACUUUCGCUGAAAAGAAAUUUGUGUUAGAUUAGUGGUUGUUUUAUUUCAGACUUAAUAUUUUUAUCAGCCAGCAUGGUUGUUUGAUGUAAGGAUUUUUCAUAUAUAACUAUUCAUUGCUGUUUUCAUAAUUUGGAAAGAUUCGCUUACCUGAUGAAUAAAAUCAACUGUUCUACUACAACUGCAUCAGUGGCUUUAUCGCACAUUAUGAGAAGAAACUUGGACUUUUUCCAGUUUAUGUCUCUCGGUCACUUCUGUGAAUUCUCGAUGCUUCAUUUCACUUCUAUAUGUCUGGUCAACAUCUAAACCCUUUGCCUCAUCCAAGCUUGUCAACCAAACAAUAUCUGUAAAUGGUUGUUUAUGCUUGGCAGGCGUGAAAUAAAAUCACUAAUCAUUUUCAAGCAAGUCUUCUACCUCGGAUGUUCUAUGAGGAGCUGUAGCUGCUCUAAUAACUUCGACAGUUCGGGUCCAGUAAACACUGUUGGAAUGUUCAUGCAGGCUUUGAGUCUGAAUUUGAGUAGUAACGUUAAUCAAUCCUUCAUACAUUUUACAAAACAUGAGAUUGGUAGCAUGUUGAUAACACAGCCGUGUCUUAAAGUCGGGGUGACUCAACCAUGAAUUUUGAUAUAACUGUUGUUGCUUGUUCAGGUCAUUUCAUUUCCAACCUCUCUUCUCCUCAGCAGGUUUUACUUUUUUUUCCUUGGUGGUUCAACAUUACUUAAAAAUCACCACAUUAUGCUACAUUGACUUGAAUUAACCACCAUAAGUUCUUAGUUUGCCUGCAUUUUGUUCUGUAGUUAAAAUUACAUGAUGAUAUUAACAAUAAAAAGAAAUGAAAAGAAAAACUUGGUCUAGCCAGUUGUAACAAUUGACAUUAGACUCUCAGAAGUUUCAUUCAACUUAUUUUCAAAAGAAAACUUGAAGGUGAGAAUAAAGUUUCCAUGGUUAUUUUCUUCCUUUUCCUCCUAAACCUAUUCUGACAUUUAACAGUGUUUGCUGAGAUGGUCACAUAGCAACAAUAUCAGAUGAGAGCAUAAACAGAGCAACUCAUAAAUUACAUUUGCAGUACCUUCUAGCAAGUUCACUGUGAUAUUGUUGACAGAAGGUUGUGUAUUCACUCAUGUUUUGUCAAACAAUUUGGGCCUACACCUCAGAAAUACUAUAAAAUUCUCAUCAACAUACCAUGAAUCAAAACAAAAAAAAAACACUGAUACAAAUGUUCUUUUUUGUUUUGACAGUUUGAAUAAUUACCAUAAACCAGCCAGCUCGAGUAAAAUGGUAGGAUAUGGUAGUGGGAUCACUACCGGAACACCUCAAAAAUACUACAGCAAAAAUCAUACGAUAACUUGCUGGAUAUUGUGUACCGAGUGUUUGGAGAAUUUAUUUCCCUACUAUCAUAAGCAAGCAAACCAAUAAUGUGGGUACAUUAUGUCUACUGUGUGCAGUGGACAAGGCUUUGUUCACAUCUAAAAAAACUGUUGUUUUGUUCAUUUAUAUUUUCCUGCAUGUUGCAUCCAUUCGUAUCAUACAAUUCUUAUAGGACAGGGAUAAAUGCAAGGCCUUCAUUAGUUGCCACUGUAACACAAACAUAUUUGCCACAGUAGCAGUUAUUCUGUGCCAAAACAAACUUAAAUUCCCAUGCAAGUCAAAAGUCCAUCUGUUUGUUUUAUCUCAGUACUAGAAACAUUUCUUUUUUUAGCAGUCAUAUCAGUGUACUUCAACUGAAAAACAUUAAUUUUGUCACCCUUUCAAUGGAACCCAUUAGCUUCUGCCUAAGACAACUGAUCACAAAGUAAGCGAAGCAACUGUCAGUUGUGAUUGGUUGAACUAUCACACCCAGCCGUUUCAUUUCAAAUAGGGAUGUUGCUAAUGUGGAGACUUCUUUCAUGGUGUGCACAUGUUUGGGGGAUUUCAACACACUAUUACAGGUACCUUGGAAGGCACGAUUGUAGUAUGUAUGUGUACAGCUAGAGGUAGAAUGUUUCUGGAACUUUCUGUGCCACUCUGGACUCGUGGUGUACAAUGUGCACCUCAGAAAUGAAAACCAUUUUGUGUGUGUACAUUCACAAGUUGAACUGAGCCGGCAGAGCCGUUCAAUACAGAUAUGAAAAUAACACUGGAAUUAUUACUUCAUAGAUAAUAUUCUCGCAUUACUUGCAUUCCUUUGCGCCUUACUGAUUCAAUGCUAAAAUUCUCACACAAGCCAAUAUGUACAGUUCUUAAGUAUGAAGUAAUUUGGUUGUCUGACAGAAUUUCUGGUUAUCUUUAACAAUUUAAAUUUGUUCACUGAUUGUUACCACAAACAGCAAGGUCAGCCUGGCACAGACAUUAUAUGCUUAAAAUCAGAGCAUUGAUAAAGUUUCAGAAUCAUCUUCAACCAGUUAUGGAAGAGCUGUUUUUAUGGCACCUUUGGUGUCUGGAGUCACUAGACAUAUUUCCCUAAAAGCAUCCCAUACAUGUCCAAUUAGACAGAAAUUUUAUAAACAUGAAGGCCACUACACUUUUUGUAUCAAGGAAUGUGUUGACCAGUUUAAUAUGGUGAGGUGGGCAUUAUAUCCCAUUAGGGUGAAAUCAGAGUUAGUUGUACCAGUAUAGGGUAGCAUGAAGGGUCUAGAAUGUGAACCCUAUGUGUGGCAAUAUAAGUACCAUUUCACGAGACUUAGAUGUCACCAUUUUCACCACUUCUUGUUUGUGUGUCGCCAUCACCUGUGUUGGUGAAAGUAGGGGUGAUCUGGUUCCUGUUAUCCAGUUGUAUGGAAAAGCGUGACUCACUAUGUUGGUGAAAGUAGGGGGUGAUCUGGUUCCUGUUAUCCAGUUGUAUGGAAAAGCGUGACUCACUAUGUUGGUGAAAGUAGGGGGUGAUCUGGUUCCUGUUAUCCAGUUGUAUGGAAAAGCGUGACUCACUAUGUUGGUGAAAGUAGGGGGUGAUCUGGUUCCUGUUAUCCAGUUGUAUGGAAAAGCGU
Molecule: messenger RNA, 8202 nt
Organism: Limulus polyphemus (Atlantic horseshoe crab)
Lineage: Eukaryota; Metazoa; Arthropoda; Merostomata; Xiphosura; Limulidae
Product: tyrosine-protein phosphatase non-receptor type 9-like
Exons: 14
Coding region: 284-2317 (677 amino acids)
Biological process (GO): protein dephosphorylation
Molecular function (GO): protein tyrosine phosphatase activity
Source: RefSeq, a predicted model, not a curated record